Messenger RNA from Erythranthe guttata (spotted monkey flower), 2195 nucleotides. Its product is annotated as protein phosphatase 2C 37. The record is from RefSeq and is a predicted model, not a curated record. Gene Ontology annotation, biological process: protein dephosphorylation. NCBI's taxonomy places the organism in Eukaryota, Viridiplantae, Streptophyta, Magnoliopsida, Lamiales, Phrymaceae. Gene Ontology annotation, molecular function: cation binding; protein serine/threonine phosphatase activity.
GUAAAAUAGAUGCAUUCUGUAUUGACGUCACGCGCGCAAGAGCAUGUGCGGGAGGCUAACAAACCCCAAAUCUGGCACACCACGAUUCCGCCACGUGGUGACAAUCCUCGUAACAAGGCAUGUAUGAAAAUUACGUGCCCUAUUUAUAAUUUAUAAAUAAAUAAAUAAAAAAGCGAAUAAUAGGCGGGAAGCGGGUCCCACAAAGAAGACCAUAUUCGUGUCGUUGCAGCGAGGGCCUCAAUUUGUACGGUACCGUGUUGGUUUCUGAUUGGCCCACGUACCACCCAUACCUACACGUGGUACCCUAGAUAGAAAGAGAGAAUCAAAAGACCUCUGAAAAUCAACGGUCCAGAUCUUCCCUCACAUUCAAUGUUUCGACGUCACACCAACUGUGCAUGUCUGGUACUUGUCACUUUCCUGACCAAGAAGGUGACGGGCAGCUACCCGUAACCCCCCCCCCCCCCCCAACCCUAAUAUUACAACUAGCUGUAGUACAAAAAGCCAUUUCAAUUUCGUAGUUUGGGUCGUCUCUUCAGAUUUUAAUAUUCCAUCCUUCUGAAUGUUCUCUGAUUGAGGUUUUCGUUGUUUAUUAUCUUCCUUAAAUUGAUCGUCGUUAUUAAAUUGAUAAACCAGAAAAGCAUUAUAUUUUGUUAAAUAAUGGCUGGUAUGUGCUGUGGGAUGAAUAUUAGUGAGACGGAGACGAAUUCCCUGGCGGAGCCCGGCUCCAAGUCCGCCAGGAGGAGGAGGUUAGAAAUCCACCAGUUCAAUUUCGGGCCAACCGAUUCCGCCGGCGGCAGCGGCGGCGGCGUCACGAAGCGACGGAGGAUCGAUUCGCUGCGUCCGGUUAGUUCGGCGCCGGGUGAUUGGUCGAGCGCGGCUCGUAGCUUUAACGGUGACGAGAAGGCGAAGGAAGUCGUCCACCAAACGGCGACUAACGGAGGAGCUGUGCCGGUUCCGUUAGAUAUGACGGCGGCGGCAUCUGGAUCUGAGGAAGGGCACGUUUCUUCCUCGGUUUGUCCGAAAUUCGGGAUGACGUCCGUUUGCGGGAGGAGGAGAGAUAUGGAAGAUGCGGUUGCGAUUCAUCCUUCCUUCUGCGGCCAUGACAGUGAUCUUCGGAGCGGCUACCAUUUCUUCGGUGUUUACGACGGCCAUGGUUGCUCACACGUUGCAACCAGGUGCAAGGACCGAAUGCACGAGAUAAUGAAAGACGAGUUCAGACACAGCCACGAUUCAUGGGAGCGCACGAUGUCGGAAAGUUUCACGAAGAUGGACAAGGACGUGACGGAGUGGUCCAGCGGCGCCGCCGCCAGCGCCUCCGCCUCCAACUGCCGGUGCGAACUGCAGACGCAGCAGUGCGACGCCGUCGGAUCCACCGCCGUCGUGGCGGUAGUCGCCCCCGACAAGAUCAUCGUCUCCAACUGCGGCGACUCCCGCGCCGUUCUCUGCCGGAACGGCGUCGCAAUUCCUCUCUCCGUCGAUCACAAGCCGGACAGACCGGAUGAGUUGAACCGGAUAGAAGAAUCGGGCGGGCGGGUUAUAUUCUGGGACGGGGCUAGGGUUCUCGGGGUUUUGGCCAUGUCACGUGCUAUUGGCGAUAACUACUUGAAGCCGUACGUGAUACCGGAGCCCGAGGUAACAAUAACGGGCCGGGCCGAGGGUGACGAGUGUCUGAUAAUCGCAAGCGACGGGCUCUGGGAUGUGGUCUCCAACGAAACUGCCUGUGGGGUGGCGCGCAUGUGCCUGCAGUCACGGAGGCCACCGCCGCCGGCACCGGAGGUCGGCAGCAUCGCCGUUGCGCCGGCGCCGGGAGAGAGCUCCGAUCAGGCCUGCUCCGACGCGUCGAUUCUGUUGACGAAGCUGGCUUUGGCGAGGCAUAGUACGGAUAAUGUGAGUGUUGUGGUGGUGGAUUUGAGGAAGAUCCCAUAAUACGACGGCGUUUAUGUUUUUUUUAAUUUUUAUUUAAUUUCUUUUUUUACCUAAUUAAGUAGUUUUGCUAAUUAAUGCAUGUUUAAAGUAAUAUUAGUGUUGCCUUGAAGAAGGAAUGAAAGAGGAAAAAUUAUGAGGUGCAUGUGUGGUGGGGUAUUAGGGUAGUUUAUGAGGUUUAAUAUUUUCAUAUUGAUGUUUUCAAGUGUAAAUAUUUUUUUAUUUUUUUAUUUUUGCUACUUUAUAUCAAUUAAAUGGUUUAAUAUUUACUA